Acomys russatus (golden spiny mouse) is the source of this 2469-nucleotide messenger RNA. RefSeq names its product calcitonin receptor like receptor (gene Calcrl). Gene Ontology annotation, molecular function: adrenomedullin receptor activity; calcitonin receptor activity; calcitonin gene-related peptide receptor activity. Bases 102 to 1493 code for a protein of 463 amino acids. Lineage: Eukaryota; Metazoa; Chordata; Mammalia; Rodentia; Muridae. The transcript is spliced from 12 exons. The record is from RefSeq and is a predicted model, not a curated record. Gene Ontology annotation, biological process: adenylate cyclase-activating G protein-coupled receptor signaling pathway; angiogenesis; cell surface receptor signaling pathway. Gene Ontology annotation, cellular component: plasma membrane.
UAUAACAGUUUUUGAGGCAUAUAUUAAUUUUAUGGUAUUGAAUUUUAUUUCUGUCAUUUUUAUUAUAGUUUGAACAAACAGCACAUUUCAUCUGGACUCCAAUGAUGGAUAAGAAGCAUAUACUAUGUUUUUUGUUUCUCUUGUCUUUUAAUAUGGGUCUUGUCAAAGCAGAGGAAGAAGGCGCCAACCAAACAGACUUGGGAGUCACUAGAAACAAGAUCAUGACGGCUCAAUAUGAAUGUUACCAAAAGAUUAUGCAAGACCCGGUUCAUCAAGCCGAAGGGGCUUACUGCAACCGGACCUGGGACGGCUGGCUGUGCUGGAACGAUGUUGCCGCAGGAACCGAGUCGAUGCAGUAUUGCCCUGAUUACUUUCAGGAUUUUGAUCCUUCAGAGAAGGUUACAAAGAUCUGUGACCAAGAUGGAAACUGGUUUAGACAUCCAGAUAGUAACCGGAUAUGGACAAACUACACCCUGUGUAACAACAGCACCCACGAGAAAGUGAAGACCGCAUUGAAUUUAUUCUACCUAACUAUAAUUGGACAUGGAUUAUCUAUUGCGUCCCUGAUCAUCUCCCUCAUCAUAUUUUUUUAUUUCAAGAGCCUAAGUUGCCAACGGAUCACCUUGCACAAAAACCUCUUUUUUUCAUUUGUUUGUAACUCGAUUGUAACAAUCAUUCACCUCACGGCAGUGGCCAACAACCAGGCCUUGGUGGCCACAAAUCCUGUGAGCUGCAAAGUGUCUCAGUUCAUUCAUCAUUACCUGAUGGGCUGUAACUACUUUUGGAUGCUGUGUGAGGGGAUUUACCUGCACACACUCAUUGUGGUGGCUGUGUUCGCAGAGAAGCAGCACUUGAUGUGGUAUUAUUUCCUUGGCUGGGGAUUUCCUCUGCUUCCUGCCUGCAUCCACGCCAUCGCCAGAAGCUUGUAUUACAAUGACAAUUGCUGGAUCAGCUCGGACACUCAUCUCCUGUACAUUAUCCAUGGUCCGAUUUGUGCUGCUUUACUGGUAAAUCUUUUUUUCCUAUUAAAUAUUGUACGUGUCCUUAUCACCAAGUUGAAAGUUACACACCAGGCAGAAUCUAACCUCUACAUGAAAGCUGUAAGAGCUACCCUCAUCCUGGUGCCACUGCUCGGCAUUGAGUUUGUGCUUUUCCCGUGGCGGCCGGAAGGGAAGGUUGCCGAGGAGGUGUACGAUUACGUCAUGCACAUCCUGAUGCACUACCAGGGUCUUUUGGUGUCUACAAUUUUCUGCUUCUUCAAUGGAGAGGUUCAAGCAAUUCUGAGAAGAAAUUGGAACCAGUAUAAAAUCCAGUUUGGAAACGGCUUUUUCCCCUCCGACGCUCUCCGCAGUGCGUCCUACACAGUGUCAACAAUCAGCGACGUUCCAGGGUACAGCCACGACUGCCCCACGGAACACUUAAACGGGAAAAGCAUCCAGGAAAUUGAAAAUGUUGCCUUAAAACCAGACAAAAUGUAUGAUCUAGUUAUGUGAAAAUACAGAGAGAUCUUACCUGAUUUGUGCCACUUGGACCUAUGGCUUUACAGCCAGAACAUUUAAUAGCGAGCGGAUUCCUUGAGUACUUUAAAGAAAAGCCUCAAAUGACAUGAGAAUUGUGUUGAUGAAUGUUUAACAGCCCCCUCUUUCAGUGGGGGAGAAAGCCUCAAUUUAUAAUGUUGGCCAGUAUAGGCUCCCACUGUAGCUGAUUUCCAGUUACCAAACUGACGUCGCUGAGUGUGGAGCUGAAGAGCAGAUAAGCGCAAUUGACUCGUGGAAGCUGACGCGCCUUGGAACCCACGCAGCACGGCAUGCACUCACGAAUGGGGGGCUGUGCACGCUCGCACCCAUGCUGAACAGUAUUCUGCUCUUCUCACCCGAGGAGCAGCCCUCACUGGAUCUUACAGACGUGAGAGGAAAGCUUGGUUUUUGUUUGUUGUAAAAACUCUUUACCCUAUUGUCACUUGGUUGUAGUGAAUGCUCUGCCCAGAAAGACUCCGACCCUCUCUAGAACGUCUCCAGUGAACUAGACAAAGAGUUUGUUACCUCUGCCGUCUCAUGUUUUUCUCUUUAAGAGGAGCGACAAGAGCAGAAUUCCCACAUGGGCUGCUCAGUUGCUGUUACAUAAGCUUGUAUCCUGUGGCAUAUUCAUUUUGACACCUGGUGAGAAAAAAAAAAAAUCUACAAUUUACAAUCCUUUCCUGACUCACUAGGGAGGCGUAUUGGUAGAAGCUACAAACACUUUGUCAGCUACUAUUAGAAUCUUACUGUAGGGCGUAGGAGGAAGUCAGUUUUCCUGAAUCUGUAAAUAGAAACUUUGGCCUUUCCGUUUCUACUGUGUAGACAAGUGAGCAAUCAUUUUAAAUGAAGGGAAUCAAUGAAGGAUUUCUUUUUAUCUUGGGAAUGAGAGAGAGAGAGAGAGAGAGAGAGAGAGAGAGAGAGAGAGAGAGAGAGAGAGAGAGAGAGAGAGAGA